This is a messenger RNA of Ctenopharyngodon idella (grass carp), 2936 nucleotides long. It is a transcript of the gene cdcp2, whose product is annotated as CUB domain containing protein 2. The transcript has 6 exons. NCBI's taxonomy places the organism in Eukaryota, Metazoa, Chordata, Actinopteri, Cypriniformes, Xenocyprididae. The record is from RefSeq and is a predicted model, not a curated record. The coding region runs from base 190 to 1785 and encodes 531 amino acids.
CAAGCCACCUGUGUGCAUUUGAUAGUCCUCAUUAAAAUUUAGUUGGAGAGCCAAAGAGUGGACCACCUAUCCAAUUGCCCCAGAAUGAGAGUCCAAAGAAUGAGGAGCUUUAAAAUGACACCUCCUCUCUGAACCCUGCGGGACAGCAUGUGCAGAAGAACUUAAAAGCUGCAUACUAAAAGAAACAACAUGGUUUUAAGGAUGACUGUCUUCAUUCAUGUUUUGUUCAUUGCUGGAAAGGUCACCUCCAAGAAAGGUGUUAAAUGUGGAGGAAUCCUCUCUGCAAGCAGUGGCAAUGUGUCAAGCCCUAAUUUUCCAGGCCUGUACCCUUAUAACACUGAAUGCACCUGGUUGAUAGUGGUCUCAGAAGGCUCUUCCGUACUGUUAACCUUCCAUCACUUUGAGCUGGAAUACCAUACAGACUGUGCUUACGACUACAUCAAGAUAUACAACGGCAUCUCAGAGGAUGAGGGCAACCUCCUGGGGAAAUUCUGUGGAGAUGUGUCUCCUCCUCAGUUCAGCUCGUCCUGGAAUGUCAUGUCCAUCAUCUUCCAUUCAGACCGUCAUGUUGCACGCAAGGGUUUCUCGGUGGGCUAUAGGAAAGAUAUGUGUGGUGGGGUUUUGACCGGUCUUUCGGGAGUCAUCUCCAGCCCAGGUCAUCCACAAGACUACAGCAACAAUGCUGACUGCUCCUGGACAGUUCAUGUGUCCAAUCAGAGUGUAGUCAGCCUGGUGUUUCUCGACUUCCAGUUGGAAAACAACGAGGGGUGCAACUUUGACUAUGUGGCUCUCUUUGAUGGCCCCACUAUUAAACACCGUCACCUGGGCAAUUACUGCGGUAAUGAGAGACCUCCCAACACCGUCACCACAUCAAACCAACUGCUGGUGGUCUUCAAAUCUGAUUUCAACAUUGGAGGGAGAGGUUUUAAAGCUUAUUACUACUCAGGAGAGUGCCAGCAAAUUCUCAAAAAUAUCAUUGGGAACUUUACUAGUCCUCACUACCCAAACAUCUACCCCAACAACAUCAACUGUCACUGGACAGUCACUCUAGCAGCCGGCUACAGGAUCAAGCUAUUUUUUCCCUUUCUGGAGCUUGAGGAUCGGAACAGCCUGACCGACACGUGCGACUAUGACUCUGUGGCUGUGUAUGACGGGGACAGUGAGACAGACACUCUGUUGGGCCACUGGUGUGGUAGUGAACAGCCUCCAUCGUUGACCUCUAAGGGAAAUAAACUACUGGUUGUUCUCAACACUGACCGGAACUAUGCCUUUAAGGGCUUCACAGCCUCCUAUAUAGGAGUGGUGCCAGUCAAUGUAAGCUGCACCCGAACUGAGUUUCAGAUUCAGGUCUCCAGACAGGCUUUACCUCAGCUGGACCGUGAGAACAUUUAUCUGGGGAAUCCAUCCUGUUCGGCCCAGCUGACGGAAACAUCCUACAAAAUUCAAGCCCGUUUUGUCAACUGUGGAACUGCUGGACAGAAACGUCAAAACAUCACCAUGCUGGUCAACUCGCUUUAUAUUGACUUCUCUGAUGGACCACAGCAGAAUAUUCAGGAGUAUGAAGUGCAAUGUGAUGCCCAGAGGAAGGUGGCCAUGGCUAGCAUUAUCUCAGUUGAGGAACGUAACCGGCUCAAUGAACUGGCCCGUCUGGCCCAGGAAUCAAACAACAAGAAAGUUGAUGAAGAAAGUGAACCACAUGACACCAGUGACAUCAUCUUCAUCAGCAUCUGUGUUCUCGCUGUCAUCCUCAUGUUAAUUGCUAUUGUGUGGUUGGUGCUCCUAUAGACCAUAUGCACCAGAGAAACAAAAAAGCCAUCUUUAAAAUUUUGUAUUUGAACUUUCAUUUUUGCGGUAGCUCUGUAUGUUUUUAUUGCAUCGCUGUCGAAGAGUAAUUAGCUGGUGAAGUGGACUGACUUAUGGUAGAGUUAAUGAAAGUUAUCAUGAGCAUUGUAAUGUUUGAAGCGGAUGUCAUUAGACCAGAAAGAUUUUAAAACGAGUGGUUCAUUCAUAAAUUCUGUAAGAUCUUAGCUUCAUGCUGUGGAAUUACAAACCGGAAGACAGAACACAACGAGUGCAGCACUGAAAAGGGCGAGGCUACAUAAGGUCUAUAGGAGCGCCACACAAUGAAUAUAUAAGGACUUGAUAUAUCUCUAUUUUUAUACUUUUUUUUAUUUUUUAUGUACAUUGGUGGUCCAAAGUUUGGAAAAAAUUAAGAUUUUUUUUUAUGUUUUUGAAAAAAGUCUCUUCCAAGGUCUUCCAAUGCUCACCAAGGUUGCUUUGAUCAAAAAUACAGUAAAAACAGUAAUAUUGUGAAAUAUUGUUACAUUUUAAAAUAACUGUUUUCUAUUUUUAAUACAUUUUAAAAUCUAAUUUAUUCCUGUGAUGAUUUUCAGCAUCAUUACUCCAGUCUUCAAUGUCAUGUGAUACUUCAGAAAUCAUUCUAAUAUGCUGAUUUGCUGCUUAAUUAUUAUUGGUGCUCAAUUAUUAAUAAUGGCUCUUAUUAUUAUCAUUAAUGUUGCAGCUUAAUAUUUUUGUAUUAAGCAGCAACAUAUUUUUAGGAUUUUUUUGAUGAUUAGAAAGUCAAAAGAACAGCAAUUUAUUUGAAAUAUAAAUCUUUUGAAAUUGAAAAAAUUUCUCUACUGUUCUUGUUAAAAGUAUUAAUUUCUUCUUCUUCUUUUUUUUAAGAUCUUACUUACCACAAACUUUUAAAUGGUAGUGUGUCACUGUUUCCAUUAAAAUAUAAACAUUGUUUUCAACUGUUUUCAUAAUUGAUAAUAAUAAUGUUUCUUGAGCAGCAAAUCAUCAUAUUAGAAUGAUUUCUGAAGGAACAAGUGACACUAAAGUCUGGAGUAAUGAUGCUCAAAAAAUUCAGCUUUGCCAUCAUAGGAAUAAAUUACAUUUAUUAAAACACUAAACAGUUGUAAUAAUAUUUCACA